This is a messenger RNA of Malania oleifera, 438 nucleotides long. RefSeq names its product pentatricopeptide repeat-containing protein At2g20540-like. The record is from RefSeq and is a predicted model, not a curated record. Bases 1 to 438 code for a protein of 145 amino acids. The transcript is spliced from 3 exons. Lineage: Eukaryota; Viridiplantae; Streptophyta; Magnoliopsida; Santalales; Ximeniaceae. Gene Ontology annotation, biological process: RNA modification. Gene Ontology annotation, molecular function: protein binding; GTP binding; RNA binding.
AUGCAAUGUGUGUGCAUUGAGGAUGGUAAGGAGGUCAAGGCCCAGUUUUGGGACACCGCUGGCCAAGGAUGCUUUCGAGCUGAUACUUCUACCUACUACAGGGGUGUUCUUGAUGCUCUUCUUGUCUAUGAUGUUAGCCGCAAAGAUGUGAUCUCAGAGAUAAUUUGUUCUAAACAUCUUGAGAAGCUAUUCAAGCUUCUAAUCAAGAAUACUUACAUUUGCAAUGCACUCAUUGAAAUGUAUGCAAAAUGUGGAAGCAUAAAUCAAACCUUCCAGGUCUUCAAUCAAAUGUCUCAAAGAGAUGUGAUUUCUGGAGGUUUGGCAAGUCAUGGAAAAGCUAGCGAAGCAGUUGAAUUGUUUCGUGAAAUGCAAAAAGCAAAGGUUGAACCAAACACUAUUACCUUUCGUGAUCAAGGAUUGAAAAAGAAAAACUCUUAA